This is a messenger RNA of Fomitopsis serialis, 1195 nucleotides long. RefSeq names its product OPT oligopeptide transporter protein-domain-containing protein. The transcript is spliced from 13 exons. The annotation marks the transcript as partial. Gene Ontology annotation, biological process: transmembrane transport. NCBI's taxonomy places the organism in Eukaryota, Fungi, Basidiomycota, Agaricomycetes, Polyporales, Fomitopsidaceae. The record is from RefSeq and is a predicted model, not a curated record. Gene Ontology annotation, molecular function: oligopeptide transmembrane transporter activity.
GGAUAUGCCUUCUGCUACGCCAUCGUCAUGGCCAUCUAUAUUCGAAUGCAUGGAACAUGUUCGCUUGUUCCCUACACAUCAAGCUGACUAUGUCACCAGGCUCAAACGCGUGGUCCCAGCUAACGCCAACCUCGCUGUACGUCUUCGCUUCGGCAGAUACUCAGAUUGCGCUGACACCAUGUUCAGAUCGGUGGCUUGAUCGCGCAACCGUGCUCUUCUGGAGCCCGUACGCGAGGACAAAGUCUCAGCCGGAUCCUCACUGGCAGAUCAUGAACCGUGACUACAAGGAAGUACCUUGGUACUGGUACCUCGGCCUGCUGGUGUUUGCGUUCUUUGCUGGUCUCAUCGUCGUCCUCAAGGGCCAGACUACCCUGCCGUGGUGGUCUUACCUGAUUGCGCUGUUGCUGGGAGGUGCAAGCGUUCGUCACCCCGUUCUCGACUCUGCUCUAGCGCGCAUGGGCAACGGGAUCGCGACACAGCAGCUGAUGAAGAUGGUGGCGGGCGCGAUCAACCCCGGACGCCUUCAUGAUGUCGUCGCGACGUCUAUCGGGCUUGCUGGAGACCUCAAGAUUGGGCAGUACCUCAAGAUCCCACCGCGUGCGAUGUUCGUCACGCAGGUCUGGGGUACGAUUCUUGGUAAGCAUCGGCACACCUACGGUCAUGGUUCCAUCGUCGACGCACAGCGCGACAUCCUGCUGAGCCCCGAGGGGACCAACGUCUGGAGCGGCCAGACCGUGCAGAGCCUCAACAGCGCCGCCUCACCUGCGCUUCCCGCACAUCGGCCCACUGGUAUCAGGACGGACUCGGUCAUCCUGCCCAUCAUCUACAUGUACGCGGCGUGGAUGACCUCGGGCACGAACUCGCCCAUCACGUCCGCGAUCAUCACGGGCCUGGUGUCGCAGCUCUGGCUGCGCAGGUACCACCCCGGGUGGUACCGGAAGUACAACUACAUCCUCGGUGCGUCCCAGGACCCACGCACACUCCGUUCGCGCGCGUGGUGCGCUGGACGGCGGCGCGCAGGUGAUGAUCUUCAUCCUGUCGUUCGCCGUGUUCGGCGCGUCGGGCACGCCGCGGCUGGCGGGCGUCCUUCUGCGGAUGUCGGAUUUCUUAAACGUUAUUGGGUACAUGUAUUGCGGGGCCUGGCAGGUGGAACGUGUUGUACGAACCGCAUGAUCACAGUCACGACAGAAAUGCU